Molecule: messenger RNA, 3076 nt
Organism: Talaromyces proteolyticus
Lineage: Eukaryota; Fungi; Ascomycota; Eurotiomycetes; Eurotiales; Trichocomaceae
Product: fungal-specific transcription factor domain-containing protein
Exons: 5
Coding region: 356-2794 (812 amino acids)
Biological process (GO): positive regulation of transcription by RNA polymerase II
Cellular component (GO): nucleus
Molecular function (GO): zinc ion binding; transcription cis-regulatory region binding; DNA-binding transcription factor activity, RNA polymerase II-specific
Source: RefSeq, a predicted model, not a curated record
CCGUUUCGUGAAUCGUUCUCGAAAACGCCUAUUCUAUAACCCUAAUACCAGAAUUAAGCUCGAUUAAGACUCAAUUUCUCUCCCAGUUUUGCUUACCUUCGCUCUUGUAUGGCAACCGGCGAGUUCAAACGCCGAUCUAUUGCCUCGAUGAACAGGAACCAGGGUGUUACUCCAUCGAUGAAUUCUCCUAUUAUUUUAGGAGCCUCCACUGAAAAAUACUUUAUUCAUAUUUCAGAAUCUAUAGAACCGAGUUAAACCUUGAUGGCUGCGAGUUUUCUUGUGAAUUCGUCUCUUUAUUCCUUUCUAAUUCCAAUUCCCCUUUCUAUUUCUAUUUGCUCAAGGUCCCUGGAUCAGAAUGCCGAGACCAAAACGUCCAGGUGCACCUGAGCCGAAACGAAGAAGUCGCCAUGGAUGCUGGCCGUGCAAAAGAAGAAAAGUCAAGUGUGGUGAAGAAAGGCCAUCAUGCUCAAACUGCGUACGUCAAGGCGAUACCUGCGACUAUAGUGUCCGCCUCAAUUGGGAGGGAAGGACCAAAAGAAAGUCCAUAGAACCAGGAACUCCCAGUUCGUAUUCAGGGAUGUCCAUGUUCUCAACGACUACGUUCUCGCAGAGCCCAAGCAUGGCAUCGCCAACUCCGUCGGACUGGCAAUCUCCGGCCGUGUUUUCUAAUUUUGUUCAGCAAGAAUGGUCCGUUGGUAGUGGAUCGAGCCCGCAAGCAUCGUCAUCCAGUCCAGGCAACUCGCGAGUCCUUCGGAUAACCCCUGUUUCCCCUUCAUCAGCACUGGCAAACUCUCCUACGGGGUAUGACAGUCACAGCCAAGGUACUAUGGACCAUUCAAUGAAGAUCGACUCUCCAGCUACGUCCACUGUUGCGGAGCGCGUCAUGUCUCCCCCAGAGUACCCUGCUUCAUUGGCUGUGGCAGCAACUGAUAAUCUACAGCGAUCCCAUGGUUUUCGAUUUCCUGAUUCGUCUGACCAAAAUCUCUCGUUUGGGUCUAGCUUCAAUCAUUUCUCUCCGCUGGGUUUCGAGAACAAUUCCAUCUCACAGCCGACAUCUUUUCUUCGUGAAACUUUUUCUCCCUCUGAUGUGCCUGUGGACGCUUCUCUUCCUCUGGAUGGCUCACACCGAGCUAAGCGUUACAAGGAAGCGGAUCAUGAUUACCCGCAUCAUCGCAGAUCAUCUACUCGAAAUAGUACCGGAAGCAUCCCUCCUGCAGAGCUCCCUUCAGUACCGUUUAUUCAAGGUCUUCGUCGAGUACCUCUGAUGACCCUGCUAUCGCAAUCUGCAGAAGCAAGUUUAACAUUAGAGGAGAUCAAGAACAUGGAGAACAGACAAGUUGUGAUCAGUGGCCAUGAAGUGAUCUUCGGGUUUGACUGUGGCAAUCCAGACUACGAUGUUAACAAGAACGACGACUCUAGCGCAAUAGAACCAAUAGACACCUCAUCCGAAGAGGUCUUUACGAACGAGGAACUGAGCACUGUGUCAGAAAAAACACUCAUGGGAUCUUUCCGAGUACGAAGAAGGUCUUCUUUUACAACAGGUGGAGGAUAUUAUGUGACGCCUGUUCGAGUCAAGAUUCCACGUCGAAUGACGCCUCUGCCAGCAACGCUAUUGGAAAAUCCAGUCAAUAUGAUGUACUUUCAUCACUUCAUUGAUCAUACAGCUCGCAUUCUAGUUCCGCAUGAUUGCGAUAAAAAUGCAUUCCUUGAUGUGUUACCUGCUAUGGCUAUUGCGGAUCCGAAUCUACUCAAUUUAAUGCUAGCAUAUUCGGCAAGUCACCGAGCGCGUUUUCUACGUCACCAAGAACCUUCUCUUCGGAUCGCCCAUUGGGUCAGAGCUGUUUUUCCAACAUUACGCCAUGCUUUAAACGAACCAGAUGAAAAGGUUACCUACAGUCAUUUGGCUACUGCUAUCAUGCUGCUGUCUUUGAAAAUCGUUUCACCGAGUACCUUUGAGGUGCCCAUCACCUGGCAGACUCAUUUGAAGCUCGCUCGCGACUUGUUUGUUGCUUGCGGUGUCCAUCGUGACGCGCGUCCUGAAAACAAAGAGGCAUAUUUUUUGGCUCAUUGGUUCGGGUAUCUUGAUACUGUCGGCAGUCUAUCAUGUCGACGCAGCGGCGCUCCGUUGCUACAAACAAACUACUGGUCACCUACAUUAUCCGACCCUCUUCAAGAUCACGAGGCAGAAGAUGACGAUGAAAACUACCGAGUCGACUGUUUUUCUGGUUGUACGCCGUCGACUGGAGCACACCUAGCACGGCUCGGACACUUGACUCACCAAUGUGAUAGCGAACGCUUCGACGAGGUUGAUAACUUCCUACCUCACUGGACACCAUCACCAGAAGUCAUCCAGACCGCCGAGACCUUGCUACUCGACAUGGAACACAGCCGGCAGCGCGGCCAUGCGAUGGGCACUCACCAUACAGAGCUGGAAAACGACGAGAUGAUCGCCAUCGACCAGGCAUUCCACUGGUCCGCUAUUCUGCACUUAUACCGCCGCGUCCUGGGAAAGGAUUCGUACUGCAGCGAAGUCCAGGAAGCAAUCGGCUAUCUCUGCAACGCCAUCGCACGUAUCCGUCCCGGUAGCUCGACAGAAUGUUCUGUGCUAUUCCCUCUUUUCACAGCCGGUUGUGAAGUUCAGGACCCAGAGCAGCGGCUGGAAAUCAUGACGCGGGUGAUGAAUUUUGAAGCAGAAGGUCUUAAGCAGUUCAAAAAUGCGCGGAAACUAAUGCAGCGGUGCUGGGAGAAGGAUCUGCCGUGGGUAGCGUUAGCGCAAGGGGAGUUUCUCGGGUAGAUCUAUUCUGCAUGUGUGUAGUAGCACGUGUCAAUAUAUAGGUAAUCAAUUUCGGGUUAAUCAUUCAUUCAACUUAGGAUUUAGCACAAGUAUAACUAUAGAUCAUAAACCGUGUGGUGUGGAUUUGAUGUUGCGGGUCGCAGAAGAUCGAUAGCAGCACAACUUUCUAUGCUCUGUUCUCAUAGUUAUGUUGCCAAUUUUUUUUAUUAUUGAUUUUAAUUCUCAAGUCACUAAAAUGAUCUCUAUUAUUUUGAAACUACGACAAUACUACAUAAUAUAAAU